GGUGCCUGAGACAUGUACCUGUAGGCUAUCGGGAGCCGAAGCAGGUUGGAAGUAGCCGGUAAUAGCUUAUGUAGUACGUAGGUACCUACAUCCUCGUGUCCUCUCUUCCCCCCUCCCUCCCUCUCUCUCUCUCUCUCUUCCUCCCCCCGAAGAAAACGGCAACGUUGCCGAGAAUCCAACCUCGCCCGUCAACCCCAGGUCGCGUCGCCUCUCCGCAGCACCGCCGCCCAACUUGCCCGACUAUCUGAGGGAGACGAGCUCUUAGGCCAAUCUCCUCUUCUCCAGCCGGCCCAGUCUCCCCGAGCCAGCUACCCGCAUACAUACUACUACCUCACGUACUGGGGAAUGUAGGAAUGGUAGCGUCUGCAAGUAGUACUGGAUCUCCUCGCGCCGACUAUCGAAAACGAACGCUACUCCUCGUCCUCUCCGCCCCAGACUCGGGAGAUUUCGCCCAAUCGGAUCGUCGUCGUCAUGGCUAUCAUCGUCUCCCCCAUGACCGAGGCCGACAUUCCAGGCGCCGUAUCCGCAAUACAACAGGCCUUUGCCGACGACCCUUACAACAACUGGGUCUUCGACAAGUCCACGUUCAAUGCCCAGCGUAACGCGGUAUCCCUCGCCAUCCGAUGCCGAUGGGGCAUACGCAACGGCAUCUACCAUGUUGCUAAGGAGCAGGGUAGCGACGAGGUGCUCGGCGUUGCGUGUUGGUUGAAACCUCACAGGGCAGGCCAGCCGCAGGACUGGAACGAUUGGCUAGAAAGCUGGCGUCUGUGGAUCAACCAGGUCGGAAUGAACCUCUACUAUGGCCGGGGCGGCCUCAACGUCAAGCGUUACUACAUAUGGAAAGACGCCCAAGCCAAGGUGCAGUCUGCUGUCUGGACUGACCCGAGGGGCUACUAUUUCUUGAAUAUCAUGGUAGUUCGGCCCAAGGCGCAGGGCAAGGGGAUCGCGCGGCUCAUGAUGAAGGCCGUGACCGACCGAGCUGACGCCGAGGCGAUGAACUGCUACCUCGAAUCCAGCCGGGACAAGCCCAACAUGCAGAUAUACGGCCGUCUCGGCUUCCGGUUCGCACAAAAGCUCGAGUGCGACGAUAACGGAACGGCCAUCACGCUUUAUACCAUGGUCAGGGAGCCCAAUGCGGGCCCGCAGACAAAUUAAUCCCACACACAUACACACACACAGAGAGAGAGAGAGAGAUAGACAUAUAUAUGCGUGUGUGCAUAUAUUACACGCAAUAUAUACACGCGUGCGUACGUACACA
This is a messenger RNA of Durotheca rogersii, 1258 nucleotides long. RefSeq names its product acyl-CoA N-acyltransferase. The transcript has 4 exons. Gene Ontology annotation, molecular function: acyltransferase activity, transferring groups other than amino-acyl groups. The record is from RefSeq and is a predicted model, not a curated record. Lineage: Eukaryota; Fungi; Ascomycota; Sordariomycetes; Xylariales; Xylariaceae. The coding region runs from base 472 to 1155 and encodes 227 amino acids.